This is a messenger RNA of Acanthochromis polyacanthus (spiny chromis), 955 nucleotides long. It is a transcript of the gene lamtor2, whose product is annotated as late endosomal/lysosomal adaptor, MAPK and MTOR activator 2. Lineage: Eukaryota; Metazoa; Chordata; Actinopteri; Pomacentridae. The coding region runs from base 138 to 515 and encodes 125 amino acids. Gene Ontology annotation, cellular component: Ragulator complex. The transcript is spliced from 4 exons. The record is from RefSeq and is a predicted model, not a curated record. Gene Ontology annotation, biological process: positive regulation of TOR signaling; cellular response to amino acid stimulus. Gene Ontology annotation, molecular function: molecular adaptor activity; guanyl-nucleotide exchange factor activity.
CCGGAAACAAAAGAAAACAGUCAGCUGACUUGACUGUGUUUCUGAGUAGUUUGUGGCACUUUAAAGCCAUUUGUUUAGGGGUUUUGGAGUAUAACAGUUAUUUUUGUAGUAUUGUCAGACGUCAGUGGUUGGACAUCAUGUUACGGCCGAAGGCUUUGACGCAGGUCCUCAGUCAAGCGAACACAAACGGAGUCCAAAGCACUCUCCUGUUGAACAAUGAAGGCUCACUCCUGGCUUACUCCGGCUACGGCGACACAGACGCUCGCGUGACAGCUGCGAUCGCGAGCAACAUCUGGGCGGCUUACGACAAGAAUGGACACCAAGCCUUCAACGAAGACAAACUCAAAUUCAUUCUCAUGGACUGUAUGGAGGGAAGAGUGGCCAUCACUCGUGUCGCCAACCUACUGCUGUGUAUGUACGCCAAAGAGACGGUGGGCUUUGGGAUGCUUAAGGCCAAGGCAGAAGCUCUGGUGCAGUACCUGGAGGAACCUUUAACCCAAGUGGCUGCAUCCUAGUGGAGACUGAAGCUCUGUGUCUGUCUGCCUGAAACAAAAAACAUGUGACCCAGGUCAUUCAUGGACUACUGCAACAUUCUGCUUGUUCACUAAGUGCACAUUGCUAAUGUAUCUAUGAGUGAGUGUGUGUGUGAAUGAUUGAAACUGAUAACUUGUACAUGUGUUUUUUUUUGUUUGUAACUCUUCACCCUAAUUCUUCAGUCGGACGAUCUGCAGAUUCCAGUUUCAGCCGAUUUCAUAGUCAGUUCACUCUUCUGCAGUUUUUAUUCGUUUUUUUUUUUUUUUUUCCUGAGAUCUGCUGAUGAGUCACAGAGAAAACGGAAGUUUUUCAAUUCCAUCGUGGUAAAAUGCAUAUUAUAACAAAGGAUAUGUGGCAACUUUCUUGUUUGAUUUAGCUGUGCUUUAUUACAAAGGUGGUAAAUAAAGAAAGAAGAAAUGGA